Molecule: messenger RNA, 2913 nt
Organism: Gadus chalcogrammus (walleye pollock)
Lineage: Eukaryota; Metazoa; Chordata; Actinopteri; Gadiformes; Gadidae
Product: contactin-associated protein-like 4
Exons: 16
Coding region: 1-2337 (778 amino acids)
Source: RefSeq, a predicted model, not a curated record
AUGUUUAAAAGGAGCGGUGUCCUCUGCUUGGGGAUCAGGGAGAGGUGUUCCCCCAGUCACUGUGAGCAUGGCGGCAGGUGCACCCAGUCCUGGAGCUCGUUCCACUGUAACUGUUCCUCCACCGGAUACAGCGGAGCCACCUGCCACAGCUCCAUAUAUGGGCAGUCAUGUGAGGCAUACCGACACCAGGGCAACCGAUCUGGACAUUAUCACGUAGACAUCGACGGCAGUGGACCCAUUAAACCCCAGCUCAUCUACUGCAACAUGACAGAGGACCAGACGUGGAUGGUUCUGAAGCACAACAACACGGAGCUCACCCCCCUCCGGCCGCCCCCAUCGGGGGGGCCGCAUCACGCCUCCUUCGACUACGCCUCCGAAGAGGAGCAGCUGACCGCCAUCAUCGGCCAAUCAGAGCACUGUGAGCAGGAACUGUCCUACUACUGCAGGAAGUCCCGCCUCCUCAACACACCGGAGGGCCCGGCCUCCAGCUGGUGGGUCGGGGGUCCGUCUCCAGGGGCGACCCAGACCCACUGGGGGGGCGCGGUGCCGGGCAGCCAGCAGUGCGCCUGCGGCCUGCAGGAGAACUGCCUCCACCCCCGGCACCUCUGCAACUGUGACGCUGACCAGCCACAAUGGGCAAACGACUCGGGGCUGCUGACCAAUAAGGAGACACUUCCCCUCCGAUCUCUGGUGCUGGGGGACAUCCAGAGGCCUGGCUCUGAGGCCGCCUAUAGGGUCGGGCCCCUACGUUGUCACGGCGACAAGAGCUACUGGAACGCAGCGUCCUUCGACACGGAGACUUCCUACCUUCACUUCCCCGCCUUCCACGCCGAGCUGAGCGCCGAAAUCUCCUUCCUGUUCAAGACCACCGCUUCCUCCGGAGUCUUCCUGGAGAACCUGGGGAUCAAGGACUUCAUCCGCAUUGAGCUCAGCUCCUCCACCCAGGUGGUCUUCUCCUUCGACGUGGGGAACGGCCCUCUGAGGGUGCGGGUGGACGCGGGGGUCCCGCUCAACGACGACCGCUGGCACGCGGUGCGGGCCGAGCGCAACGUGAGGGAGGCCGCGCUGCGCGUGGACGCGCUGCCCGCCGCCGCGCUGCAGGCCCCCGCAGACGGACACAUCAGCCUGCAGCUCAACAGCCAGCUCUUCAUAGGCGGCACGGCGUCCCGGCAGAAGGGCUUCCGGGGCUGCCUGCGCUCGCUGCAGCUGAACGGGGUCACCCUGGACCUGGAGGCGAGGGCCGCCAUCACCCCGGGGGUCCGGCCCGGCUGCCCCGGACACUGCAGCACCUACGGCGCGCUGUGCGUCAACGGGGGCCUCUGCCAGGAGAGGCCCAAGGGCUUCGCCUGUGACUGCGGCCCCUCGGCCUUCACUGGAACCUUCUGUCACCAAGAGCUGUCGGCCAGCUUCACGUCGGCCACCGCGGUGCGCUACGCCCUCCGAGAGCCCCGGCACCCGGGUAGGAACCAGAGCGCCCUGCCCGCCCCCCCGCUCCCCGCCCUGCCCCUGAGGGGGGAGGAGGUGUCCCUGAGCUUCAGGACCAGCCAGAGCCCCGCUCUGCUCCUCUACGCCUCCUCGUCCCACCACCGGGAGUACCUGGCGCUGGUCCUCAGCGGAGAGGACAAGGUGGAGGUGCGGUACAGGCUGCACAGCGGCAGAGAGGUGGAGUCGGUGAGGAGUGACGUGGCUCACCUGGCUAAUGGCCAGCUCCACACAGCUUCUGUCAGGAGGCGGGCCGACACCGUAUCCAUCCAGGUGGACCAACAUGCUAGAGAAGACUUCAACCUGUCCUCUGAUGUGGAUUUCAACGACUUUGAGUCUCUGACUUUAGGGAGAGUGCUAGGGUCUUCUGAGAUGGACCACGAGAUGGCUCUGCUGGCCUCCAGGGGGUUCACGGGCUGUCUGUCGGGGGUCCUCUUCAACUCCAUCAGCCCGCUGAAGGCCGCCCUGCUGCACCCGGACACGGGCCACGUCAGCGUCAGCGGGCCCCUGGCCCGGUCCCGCUGCGGGGCCCCCCCUCCAGCCAGGCCCUACACCUCCCAGACCACCCACUCCCUCCCAGACCUGUCGGGCUCCGUGGGCCCCGGCCAGCCGCUAGUCAACGCCAUCCGGAGCGAGUCGGCCCUGAUUGGAGGCCUGAUCGCCGUGGGGGUCUUCGUGGGUCUGUGUGCGCUGGCCGUCGCCGUGCGACUGCUGCACCGGAGACGAGACGCCUGCCGCGGGCCCGAGACAAAGGGGGCCCCCUCAGGGGAGGAGGCCCCCCGGGAGUUCCCCUUUAGCGGCCAGGCUGACUCGGAGAACGACUCCUUUGAGAGCCCCAAGGAGUUCUUUAUUUAGUGGCCCCCACUGACCCCUCCACUGGGUGCUGGAGAAGAGGGGCGGCUGCCAUGCGGGGGCCCCCAGAUAUCCACAGAGAACAAAACAGCAAAAUAAACGUCUCGUCCCCUGGGAUCAGGGAAACGGCGAGCUAAGAACACAAACAAAGAAGACCGUCCUUCUUGUUAGUUGUGUUGUGUAUAUAGUGUAUAUUAAUGUAAUGAUCACUGUAAAUGUGACCAACCAAUGUGCUGGACUGUGGUAUUGAAAAUGGUAUUUGUCAUUAUGGAGUAUGAGUAUGGCUAGAGUGAUAAAUAUUCUAGUAUCUAUUCGGUGAACCAGAAAAUUUGCAGUUUGGGCCACAAUGAUUGACUCUAAUGCAAAUACAGAAGCACAUUCAGAACUAAUAACGUAUACCGUGAUGUAAAAUACUUUAUUUAUUUAAAUGUCUUUCUCUCAAGGUUUUACAAGGUAUCAAUGUCAAUUGUGCUUUGUGUUUGUUUGUGUUUUGUGUGUGUGUGUGUGUGUGUGUGUGUGUGUGUGUGUGUGUGUGUGUGUGUGUGUGUGUGUGUGUGUGUGUGUGUGUGUGUGUGUGUG